Stereum hirsutum FP-91666 SS1 is the source of this 1395-nucleotide messenger RNA. RefSeq lists its product as uncharacterized. The record is from RefSeq and is a predicted model, not a curated record. NCBI's taxonomy places the organism in Eukaryota, Fungi, Basidiomycota, Agaricomycetes, Russulales, Stereaceae. The transcript has a single exon. The coding region runs from base 1 to 1395 and encodes 464 amino acids.
AUGGACGCCCAUCAUCACUCGUAUCAAGCUCUCAGUAUGAAGCGGAAAUCACACUACCUCGCUCGGCGCGCGAAUGAUACCUCGCCAACCAUCAUCAUUUCUGUCGCUGCUGCUAUCGGUGGACUGCUCGCUCUCUUUAUUCUUUGGCGUGUCAUACUUCACCGGCGCCAACGGGGAUUUGCGAACCCACUUCCGCCCGUUCAGCCCCUUGCCCACAUCCGCGAACACCAACUCACCGCUUUCUCCGCUGAGCCCAAGAUAGACAACUUUCGCUCGCUCCACGCCCGUACCAGAAGCAAUACCUCUCUGCUACAGACUGGCUCUAGUACCUGGAACGCGGAUACCAGCCCUGACGUCUCUGUCUCCUCUUCACUCAAUCACGAGCCCCUCACCGUGCCGGACGAUCGUAUCCUUCCCAUCCCUCAGCCUCCAUAUUUCCCGCCUCCAGCUUCCGCCCACGGACCUGGACAUCGCCGCGACAACUCAGUAUCCUCUACAUUCCCCUCAAAUGAUUAUGGAUCCCUCUCUGCCCCUGCAGCAUCGGUGUCCAACUCCUCGUCCUAUCGAUCUCUCCCUCGCUCCAAUUCUCGACCCCGAUCUCGUAUUGGUGCUGCAUCCCGCAGUACCUACUCCGUCGUCUCGUCCGUGUCCGACGUCUCCGGACAAGCUUCACGUAGUCGCAGCAGUGGUCUCCCGCAUGUCCACGGAAAUUUUCAGAUCGUCCUUCCGAAGCCCCUCGCGCCGGAGCUCUACCCCUAUGACAGCGUCAGCGACGCUGUAGGCCCAGGACUACCCAACAACCUAGGAAUGAGAAGAAGUGUGCUUAUCCCGGAGGCCAAUACCGCAUCUUCCUCGAGAGCGCUAUCGGAUAGAUGGCUCUCAGUUGGAAAUCUUGAUAGUGUGGCGAGCAUGCAAACCGCCACUGGGGAACCUCAAUUCCGUAGAAAUAGACAACGCACAAGGAGCCGGUCUGGUGAGCCCGAGAUCUUACUUCAGUCCUUCGUAUACUCCCUCACAAGUCUUCGUCCAACCGUUCCUAUCAAUAAAUCAGCCGGGAAUAACCUAUCAGUCGCCGCUCCCCAAACACAGCGCCGGUCACCAUCCAGUCCUCCCAUGUCCCGCUCGCAUCACGAUAUCCUACCGAACCUUCCUAUACCCGGCCCGAACAUACUGCCUCAACUCCAAACCUAUGCUGACUCGUACAUGGCGCCCGUUCCCCCCGUUCCAUCGUCGGCAUACUCCCGAGACCAGCUGCCGCCUGACUCUCUCCACGAGAAGGAAAUGGCCUUCCCACCUCCUUUGCCGUCAAAAACGAAUUUGAAGCAUCUGGGUAUGGUGGAUGAGAGGAUGGUUUCGAACGCUGAGAAACUUUACGUGAAUGUAGAGGGACACUGA